Molecule: messenger RNA, 2281 nt
Organism: Lampris incognitus (smalleye Pacific opah)
Lineage: Eukaryota; Metazoa; Chordata; Actinopteri; Lampriformes; Lampridae
Gene: txndc9
Product: thioredoxin domain containing 9
Exons: 5
Coding region: 356-1024 (222 amino acids)
Biological process (GO): microtubule cytoskeleton organization
Cellular component (GO): cytoplasm
Source: RefSeq, a predicted model, not a curated record
GCGUUGGUUUUUAUGUGUCGGGGAAAUCGACAAAAGCUGUUUCGGAUUAUGAACAAUUCGUUAUUUGUCUGUAAUUCGCCUACAGCUGAACAGGCGCCCGUGUCCGUGUCUAGGCGCGCCGUUCUCGUCUCGGUAGACCGAACCGGCCCGAGUUCGGCCCUUUAUCGGUUUCACUCGCCGAACUCGUGUCGAAUAUCUCGAUUCGGUCGUAAAUAUUGUGACCGAAAGACGGUUUUCCUGAAGGGAAAUAAACCAACGACCAUUGUUUCACAGCUGCCGUAUCCGAUCAGUUAGCGGGCUCUAGAGUGCGCGGUUUAAAGCGUGAGUGCCCCAAGUCUCCGCAGAGGUUCUAGUCAUGGCAAAUCAGUCGAUGGACAUCAUAACGAAGGUUUUGGAGCAGUCGGCCAAGCUUGUGGAGGAGCAAGUGGAUGCGCAUUUGAGCAAAUUGGAUCGUUUGGAUGAAGACGAAUUAGAAAGACUGAAGGAAAGGCGACUAGAGGCACUCAAAAAAGCCCAGAAACAGAAGCAGGAGUGGUUGUCUAAAGGCCAUGGAGAGUAUAGAGAGAUACCAAGCGAAAAAGACUUUUUCGGUGAGGUCAAGGAAAGCAAGAAUGUAGUCUGCCAUUUCUACAGAGAUUCCACUUUCAGAUGCAAGAUUCUCGACAAGCACUUGGCCAUCUUGGCAAAGAAGCAUGUUGAGACCAAGUUCAUCAAGCUAAAUGUGGAGAAAGCCCCGUUUCUGACAGAGAGACUGCGUAUCAAGGUCAUUCCCACCCUGGCUUUGCUGCUAGAUGGUAAAACCAAGGACUAUGUGGUUGGCUUCGCAGACCUUGGAAACAACGAUGAGUUUUCUACAGAGGUGCUGGAAUGGAGACUUGGCUGUGCGGAUGUCAUCAACUAUAGUGGCAACCGUAUGGAGCCUCCUACAAUGACACAGAAAUCCAGCUCCAAGUUCACAAAGGUGGAAAAGAAAACGAUCAGAGGGAGAGGCUACGACUCGGAUUCCUGUUCUGAAGACGACUGAAACACUUCCGAUCUUGUGAUAUUGCUCUCUCAGGGCUACCUCAUCCGCAGUCUUGCAGAUGGCCCUUAUUGAUUUCUAUCUUUUUCCAUUUUGUCGUUCACCCAUUAGUCACCGUCUUCCAUUCUUUUCCUCAAACACAUAAUAAUAAUAAUAAUAAUAAUAAUAAUAAUCAUUACAUUUAUAUAAUGCUUUUCUAGACACCCAAAGCACUUUACAAUGAAUGGGGUCACUCACUUCAACCACCACCAAUGUGUAGCACCUACAUGAUUUGGACUCCCCCCCCCCCAAUAAAUUAUAAGGGUAUUUGGGGUUAUUUAUUAUCCCCCCCCCCCCAUUUAAUUGGCUCAAUGAUUCCUCCCUCUCCACCUCAAGGUGAUGUGUGGUGAGCAUUCUGGGCACAAAAUGGCUGCUGUGCAUCACCCAGGUGGGUGCUACACAUUGGUGGUGAUUGAAAUUCAAUUCAAUUUAUUGUCAUUAAAAACCAUGUGCAGGCACAUGUUAGAAAUGAAAUGAGGGCUGUGGCUUCACCAAACAGUGCAAGACAGACAGACAAACACAGCAAACACAAUAUAAGAUAUGCACACAUGAAGACCAAAAGCUAAAAAUAAAUUAAAAAUUAGUUACCCCCUUCAGUGUGAAGCGCUUUGGGGUUCUAGAAAAGCGCUAUACAAAUGUAAUUAACACAUUCACGUUUCUCUCUUUUGUUAUUAUGUCAGUACAUAUUGCUCCCACAAAAAUUGAGAAACUAAACAAAUGAAGGCUUUUUCUCUGAUCAUUUGGACUCAUCCUGUCUCCAUGUUCUGGGCUUAGUUCUAUUGUAUGUGAUUUGUUUCUGUAUUGAGCGGAACUAAAAACUUCCAAUUAGACAUCCUGAUAAGUUGCAAUUUUUGCUGCUUUUAUGUUUCUGAACCUUUUUAGCUGUAUGUCUGAUGUUUUGAAUACAACUAAGAUGUGUGCUUGCAUAAAUGUACAGGAAUAUAUUCAGCAGCAUUAAUAAGUUAAUUCACAAAGUACAUUUUGUAUCAAGACUACUUUUAUUGGUGCAGACAUCAGUAAUAUUUUGACUUGAGGCUGUAUGAGCUCUUAAAUUUUGAAUGGCCUGUUAAUUGCAAUUAUUAACAAUGUUGACUAAGUACUUCCAUUCAUGACAAAAAUAACCAAGUGCCAAGGAUAAGCUGCAUUCCAGUUGAAACAUCUUUUCAUUCAUAUUUUAGAGUUUUUAUAGUUCAUGAUGCUUAAUAAAGAAACUGAUCCAUC